Lagopus leucura (white-tailed ptarmigan) is the source of this 1728-nucleotide messenger RNA. It is a transcript of the gene SSC4D, whose product is annotated as scavenger receptor cysteine rich family member with 4 domains. The coding region runs from base 1 to 1614 and encodes 537 amino acids. Gene Ontology annotation, cellular component: membrane. The transcript is spliced from 9 exons. The record is from RefSeq and is a predicted model, not a curated record. NCBI's taxonomy places the organism in Eukaryota, Metazoa, Chordata, Aves, Galliformes, Phasianidae.
AUGGAUGGCUUAUCUCCUAUGCCUGAUAACGCAGAUGACAAGCUGCCCACUGAAGCUCUGCGCUGGGCCGUCCUUGCAGAACUGCGCCUGGCCAACGGGCCCAGCCGGUGCCAGGGCCGCGUGGAGAUCCUCUACAACGGCUCGUGGGGCACAGUGUGUGACGAUGACUGGGACAUCGUAGAUGCCAACGUUGUGUGUCGGCAGCUGGGCUGCGGCCAUGCCAUCGCCCUGCCAGCACCCAUGACCUUCGGGCAGGGGAGCGGGCCCAUCUUCUUGGACAACGUGGACUGCAAGGGCCAGGAGGCGGCACUGAGCGAGUGCUGGAGCCACGGAUGGGGCAUCCACAACUGCUACCACUACGAGGACGUGGCUGUGGUCUGCAAUGAGCUCUCCCCCACAUCAGCAAGCGAAGGACCGACCAGCAGGACUGCUACAGCCUCGGUGCAGAAUGGGGAAGGUGACGGCCGCAUCCGGCUGGUGAGCGGGGCAGAUGCCUGCCAGGGCCGCGUGGAGAUCUUCUACCAGGGGAGCUGGGGCACAGUGUGCGACGACGACUGGGGGCUGAGCGACGCCAGCGUGGUCUGCAAGCAGGUGGGCUGCGGCCAGGCUCUGGAGUACAAAAGCAACGCCUAUUUCGGCUACGGCACGGGGCACAUCCUGCUGGACAACGUCAACUGUGAGGGCAGUGAGCCCAUCCUCUCCGCCUGCUACAGCCUCGGCUGGGGCAUCCACAACUGCGGCCACCACGAGGAUGCCGGGGUCAUCUGCAUGGUUAUGCCUCUCCCCACCCUCCCAGGGACUCCCCCAGCCGCUCCCCACCCCUUUUUCCACCCUUCCCCCCGCCUCCUCCCCUUCCCUUCCCCCCCCUCCCGUUUCCCGCAGUGGCUGUGCGGGCGCCCACCCGCAGGUGGCGGCGUGCGGUUGGCGAACGGCAACGGGAGCUGCCGCGGUCGGGUGGAGGUGCGGCACGGCGGGACGUGGGGCACGGUGUGCGACGACGACUGGGACUUCCCCGACGCGCAGGUGGUGUGCCGGCAGCUGGGCUGCGGGCCCGCCGUCUCCGCCACCGUCCUGGGUUCCUUCGGGUACGGCAGCGGGCCCGUGCUGCUGGAUAACGUGGGGUGCGACGGGCACGAGAUGCGCCUGGCCGACUGCUUCCACCUGGGCUGGGGGCAACACAACUGCGGCCAUCACGAGGACGCGGGCGUGGUGUGCCGAGGUGCUGAUGACUCAGGAGACCACUUCCAAGAAGCCACCGCUGCCACCACCACGUCAGCCCCGACCCAUCUGGAGGAUGGGUUCUUGCGCCUGGUGAACGGCAGCCACCGGUGCGAGGGCCGCGUGGAGAUGUUCUACCUGUCCCAGUGGGGCACGGUGUGUGACGAUGCCUGGGACCUGCGGGAUGCCAAGGUGGUGUGCAGGCAGCUGGGCUGUGGGCACGCUGUGGCAGCGUGGGGAGAAGCACGCUACGGCCCCGGCACCGGUUACAUCUUCCUCGACAACCUCAAGUGCAAGGGCAGCGAGCCCUCACUGCUGCGCUGCUCCCACAUCCGCUGGGACGUCCACAACUGUGACCACUCGGAGGAUGCCAGCGUGGUCUGCAGCCUCCUAUGACCACCCACCCGCAGGGACCAUCCUGGAGCCCAUGGAAGUGCAUGCAUGGCUCCUCUGCAGCGUGAGGUGCUGUGUUCUGCAAUGUUCUGUGACGGAGCGCUGUUUCCACCUGAG